Messenger RNA from Gavia stellata (red-throated loon), 744 nucleotides. RefSeq names its product immunoglobulin lambda-1 light chain-like. Lineage: Eukaryota; Metazoa; Chordata; Aves; Gaviiformes; Gaviidae. Gene Ontology annotation, biological process: immune response; immunoglobulin production. The record is from RefSeq and is a predicted model, not a curated record. The transcript is spliced from 4 exons. The coding region runs from base 1 to 744 and encodes 247 amino acids.
AUGGCCCUGCCCUUGCUGCCCUGUGCUGCAGGUGGCUAUACCUGGUGUCCCAGCUCAGCCAUCCCCACCUGGCAUCUGGCUGGCCUUGUCCCUCUCCUCCUCGCGGUGCUCGCCCACGGCUCAGGUUCCCUGGUCCAGGCAGCGCUGACUCAGCCGCCCUCGGUGUCAAAGAACCCGGGAGAAACCGUCGAGAUCACCUGCUCCGGGCUUAGCAGCAGCAGCGGUGAUGGUGUUGGCUGGUACCAGCAGAAGGUACCUGGCCAUGCCCCGGUCACUGUGAUCAACUGGAAUGACAAGAGACCCUCGGGCAUCCCUGGGCGAUUCUCUGGAUCCCAGUCCGGAUCUACGUCCACGUUAACCAUCACCGGGGUCCAACCCGAGGAUGAGGCUGUCUAUUUCUGUGGUAGCUAUGAAAGCAGCGGCUAUGGUUCCCUGGUCCAGGCAGCACUGACUCAGCCGCCCUCGGUGUCAAAGAACCUGGGAGAAACCGUCCAGAUCACCUGCUCCGGGGUUAGCAGUGGUUAUUACGGCUGGUAUGAGCAGAAGCCUGGCAGUGCCCCUGUCACUGUGAUCUAUAGCAGCAACAAGAGACCCUCGGACAUCCCUUCGCGAUUCUCCGGAUCCACGUCCGGCACCACCGGCACGUUAACCAUCACUGGGGUCCAACCCGAGGACGAGGCUGUCUAUUACUGUGGUGGCUCCGACAGCAGCAGUGCUGAUCAGGGUGAUGAAGGCACUGGUUAA